Molecule: messenger RNA, 2445 nt
Organism: Bactrocera neohumeralis
Lineage: Eukaryota; Metazoa; Arthropoda; Insecta; Diptera; Tephritidae
Exons: 4
Coding region: 1-2445 (814 amino acids)
Source: RefSeq, a predicted model, not a curated record
AUGGAGGACAAUUCGCGUGUCGUGCGCUCUGCGACCUGGGCUCUCAGGCGUCCAGGGGAGAUACGAAUUGAAGGAGUUGGUUCUAGCGCUGCAGUAUACAGUAAAGGUCAUAUAACAGUACAGAUGCAGGCUGCCUUUGACAACAACAUUAACUUCAAACUCGAGGCUUAUGUCGACAAUAACCUCAAUUUACCACUAGCUGACCCAACGUUUGCCACUCCAAGUCCGGUGGAUCUUCUACUUGGUGCUGACGUACUAACGGGUCUCUUUCAGGAGGGUCUCAUCCAGGGUUCUCCAGAGCAACUUUGCGCUUUAAACACUCGUCUUGGUUGGGUAGUAUUUGGACCAGUCACAAGUUCUGCUCACUCCACUUUACACACAUCUCUUACUGCGAAAUGCGUCAACGAACAACGACUAGACACGUUACUUAGAAGCUUCUGGGAACUCGAAGAGCCCAUACCAUCAUCCGAAAUACACGUGGAUGACUGUGAGACGAUCUUCAACGACACAGUUACCCGUACCUCAGACGGCAGGUACCAGGUGCAAAUUUUAUUUCGACCAGAUGAUCCUGCUCUUGGGGAAUCUCAUCAAUCGGCAGUCCGCCAGUUUCUACAACUCGAGAGGCGGUUGAUGAACGAUCCCUGUCUUCGUGAGCAGUACAUUACAUUUAUGCGCGAAUAUAUUGCUCUCGAUCACAUGGAGGUUAGCAAGCAAACUUUCGCCAAUAAAGAAAAUGGUUACUUCAUACCUCAUCAUGCGGUAACCACAAAAUUUCGCGUAGUUUUCAACGCUUCAGCGAAGACAUCGAAUGGGACAUCCUUAAACGAUACUCAGUUUUCUGGACCACAACUACAUGCCAAUAUUGUCGACAUCCUUCACCGUUUUCGCAAAUGCAAGGUAGCCAUCACUGCAGACAUACAGAAGAUGUUUGGACAAAUCCUGGUAGACAGACGACAUCGUAAAUGGCAACAAAUACUUUGGCGCGAAUUGCCAAAUGAACCUCUUCAAGUGUACGAAUUGAAGACGGUAACUUAUGGAAUGGCUUGUAGUCCAUUCAACGCAAUACGCGCACUGCGUCAAUGUGCGAAUGACAAUUAUGAAGUCAUCUAUGACCCAAGCCGGGCUGCCGCAGCGCGUCAUAGCAUACUUUAUAAUUUCUACGUUGAUGACUAUUUGGAUAGCGUCGACAGCGAUGAACUUGCUAUUACCCGUGCUCAAGAUGUAGCGACUAUUUUGAAACAAGGACAAUUAAUAUUGGGAAAGUGGAAUUCCAAUUCUACACACGUAUUAUCCGCGAUAACCGGUACAACACCUUCUGCAUCCGAACUAGAGUUGAACAACUCAACAACAAAGGUAUUGGGUCUUUACUGGGAUCCAGUUAGCGACGAGCUCUUCUUCAAGGUAGGCUUAGUUGACGACACUUCAAUGCAUACCAAGCGAAAGGUUUUGAGUGACGUGGCGAAAUUAUAUGAUCCAACUGGGGUAUUGGCACCCGUGGUCGUGGUGGCCAAACUAUUCAUACAGGACUUAUGGAAGGCUGGUCUCCCAUGGGACGCUGAACUUCCUCCAGAACUACUCAAUUCAUGGGUCUUAUUCCGCAACAGUUUGCAAGAUAUUACACAACUUCGUAUUCCUCGUUGGCUAGGUAUACGAGUGGGCUCUUUGGUGCAUUUACACGGCUUUUGCGAUGCUAGUCGUAAAGCGUAUGCAGCAGUCAUAUAUGUUCAAACGAUCGAUAAAGGUGGUACAUCACGCACAGCUCUUGUUUCAGCGAAGACGAAGAUAGCACCAAUUAACGAUGUGACGAUACCACGCCUCGAACUGUGUGGUGCUCAUCUUCUAACCAAGGCGAUGGGCAACGUACGUCAAGCCUUAGGCCUACAGGACGCCCCAUGUACAUAUUGGAGUGAUUCCACUAUUGUUUUAUGCUGGAUACGUAAACCACCAUCCACGUUCAAACAAUAUGUAUCCAAUCGGGUAGCUUACAUCCAAGCCAAUUCAGACAUUAACGCUUGGAAGCACAUUCGCUCGGAAUCAAAUCCAGCCGACUGUGCAAGCAGAGGCCUAUCUCCCGGCGUCUUAGCAGAUCAUCACCUUUGGUGGACCGGACCGACGUGCAUUCACCAUAGCGUGGGGGAAAUGUGCCUACCUUCUUUGACGGAGGAGGAGGAGCACCUCUCCAUUGCUGAAUCUCGUGUGGUAUCCAUCUUCGUUUCUAGAGCUAAUUGCCAGUGGAUUAUGACAUCCACGAAAGACAACAGGAUACCUCUCAUAGAGAAAUUUAGCAAAUUGAGUCGUUUACUUAACACCACUGUUUGGUUAAGGCGAUGGUUACCGAAAUAUCGCGGUUACUGGAACGAUAUAGUUUCUGUCGCAGAUCAGCACUGGGCUUUACUUCUGCAUAUUCGACAAGCACAAGAAUUGCGGGUCGCAGUGAAAUCUUAG